Messenger RNA from Rodentolepis nana, 2352 nucleotides. The record is from the annotation of a GenBank genome assembly. Lineage: Eukaryota; Metazoa; Platyhelminthes; Cestoda; Cyclophyllidea; Hymenolepididae.
AUGGUCCACAAUCAUCCCUUUGCACCAUGGGGAAGUUUCGCUGCCACAGCUCAGCCUACGGUCACAGUUGCUUCUGCUACUAGCAACAUUACCACAUCGACUGCCGCUGCGUCGGCCACGGUCGGAAACUCUUUCAUGCGAUCUGCUCAACCUACAAUGGUACAGUCGCAGAACCAAUUGCAUUAUCAACAUCAAUUUUAUCUCCAACAGCACCAACAGUAUCUGGCUGCGGCUAGACAACAACAAGCCCAAGCACAGGCUCAGCAAGUACAGCAAACCCAGCAGCAAAGGGUAGCUUUCCCUACCUUUCCUGCUGUAAAUCCCACUGUUUCAUCUACUUCCUCUCAAAAUGAUCCUAAAUCUCAGCCUUCCUUUCCGCCUCCUCCUCCAUCUACAUCAAAUUCAACUCCUUCCAUCUCUUCUACUCCCACAGCUAAUGGCACUAGUUCGAAACCCAUUUCUACUACGGCAAAUCUAGCUUCUUCAAAUGUCACAACAAAUACCCCUGCGGCUCUGCCACAAAUCCCGGAAGACUUGCUCCUUAAACUUGAUCCCUCACUGGCUGAACAGAAGCCUUCUGUUGAUCCUGCAAUCGAGAAACCCUAUCAAUGUGACCAGUGUUUCAAACGCUAUUCAGGAAUGAAGUCGUUGAAGAAUCACAAGCUAACCCAUAGCGAUAUCCGUCCCCAUAAAUGCUCCUUCUGUCAGAAGGCUUUUCUUCGAGCGGAUAAAAUGCGAAUGCACGAAAUCUCCCAUCUAAAUGUUAAACCCUUUGAAUGUGCUACGUGCAAGCAGAGAUUCACCAGGUCGGAUAAACUUAAAAUUCACCAUCGAACUCAUACUGGUAUUCGACCGUAUGCCUGUUCCUAUUGUCCGAAACGCUUUACCAGGUCGGAUAAGUUAAAAAUCCACGAGAGAAUUCACACAAAGAUCAAACCCUACGAGUGUAUUCAUUGCGGAAAGUGUUUCGCUCGCUCCGACAAGCGACGAUUGCAUGAGAAGACGCAUUUGUAUGGACCUCGACCACGAGCGAAUAAUGGGGUCAGAAAAUCUAAAGCUGCGGCCGCAGCACUUGCUGCUGGUGCUAACAAUAUUGCGAAUAAUAUUUCUUCAUCGUCAAUUUCUGUUGUCCCAUCUGCAAAUCCUCUUCCUGUUUCUGGUUUCGGAUUUUUAUCAGCUAAUCCCGGUGCUGCUACUACUACUCUCUUUGCUGCACAGAACUUCCCUAUUGUUGCCAUAAAUCCGGUGGUUAAUGGAACUGCCAUUGUUUCUAGUAGUAGUAAUACCAACAGCAGCGUUAAUCCUUCUCUCUCAGUGUCUUCAAUUACCCCUGUAGCAUCGACUUGUAAUGUAAAUAGUAGUACUUCUGCCACGAGUUCGAAUACCACUCCUGCAGCAGCGGCUGCGAUCACAGCUUAUCCUCAAUUUGCCCAACAGAUGCACUAUCCUGUUUUUAUGGCUGCCAAUCCAGCUACACCCUUUGUCUGUGUCGCUUCCUCCACGGCAACACCAAAUCAAGGAAAUAACAACACUGUGACGACAAGCACUACUACUACUACUAAUUCUACUAACAACAAUAGUAGUACGACUGUGACGAAUAACAUUGCAGCAGUGAUGGCAGCCGCGGCACUUGGACGUCAAUUUCAGACUUCUCAGGGUACCGCCACUAAUGCAGCUCAAAGUAUGAUGGCCCAGCCUUAUGCUCACCAUCAGAUGCAUUUCCAGAAUCAGCAGGCUGCAGCUGUCCAACAACAGCAAACUCAGUUAUAUUAUCAGAGGCAACAGCAGCAAACACAGCAGGGAGCAACUGUUACACCUCAGCAGCAGUACGCUUAUGCUGCACAGCAGUAUCAGCAAUAUCAUCCAGCAGCAUAUACUACUCAAACACAAAAUCAGGAACAACAUCAUAGCCAGCAACAACAGACGUCCCAUCAACAGUAUGCCGCUAUGCUUCAAGCUCAUCAACAAGCUGCUCAUAUGCGGCAGCAUGCGUUUAGCUUCUUCCCCUCGAAUAGAAGUAAUACUAGUAAUGGAGCUCAAUUCAGCUUUAGUGGUACCACAUCAGAGCAGUCCCAGCAGCAGGCUCAAUCGACACAGAAUACCUCUACUAAUCAGCAAGUUCAACCACAGACUACGCAACAGCACCAACAAAUUUUAGCGGCUCAACAGCAAUACUUGCAGCAACAACAGCACUACGCCCAACAAAUGGCAGUGGUUGCUGCACAACAUAGAGCAGCAGCUGUAGUAGCGGCAUUCUCAAACACCGUGACGUCAGCAACGUCACAGACGUCGAAUACGACGAAUAACACGACGUCUACGUCUGUUGCUAAUAAUUCAUCAACAACUGGUUGA